GUGAUCUAGAUAUUUACUGUGUGUCUGCUGUAUCUGAGAAAAUGUGGCCGCAGCUUGUCACAUUACAUUCUGACAAGAAAUCGAGGAAGACAUGCUGACUGUCAACACAAAAAAGCAGUGCAUUGCUAUCAAGACCAAACUCCAUCACUCCAUCUGAUCUACUCUAGACAUAAAAGCAUCUCUCCAUUAAGUAUCCUCUACUGUUCAGUUGAAAAGAAAACUAUACUGCACAGCUUAAGCCAAACCAAGCGACCAGACUACAGAAGUAAGAUUUGCUAGACUAUGAAAAUAAACCAGUUCCUGUCUCUCUGGUGGUGUAGCUCAUUUCCUAUAUCUUUGUUGUGAGACUCUUUCUGUUAAGACUGUUCGUCUCACAGAUAUGGAGUUUUUGAUGACAGAGGCAACUUACAAACUUCUUAUAGUUUUAUGCAUGAUACGAGGAACGUAUGGAGUGCUUAUACAUCAUAACGUGUCCGUAACUGCUGUGGAGGGACAGAACAUCAGCCUGCCAUGCUAUGUGGGCGAGGAGCAUGAAAUCACAGUUAUCCAGCUGGAAUGGUUUAAACAGCCAAAAGGAAAUGAGAAGAUCGAUCAGAAGAUUGUGGUGUUCCAUCCUUUAUUGCCAGAACAUUACUUUCAAUCUGGUCCUCUUCUGAAGAAGAUGACCAGUUCAAAAACUGGAAAGCUACAGGGCUCUAUCCUGACCCUCUAUGAAGUUAACAUGAAAGACAGUGGAAACUAUAUUUGUGAAAUUACUUCUUAUCCUAAUGGCUCGAUUAAAAGAACUACAAAGCUACAGGUCACAGAGGCUCCAGCAUCAGUGAAGAUGUCACAUCCAUACAGAUUCAUAAAAGAGGGAGAUGAAGUGAAAAUAACUUGUUCAGCAACUCCUCCACCACUCCGUUAUAAACUUAGACGGUCAAAGGACAAGCUAUUAUCGACGGAAAGCUUGAAUGGAGAAUUCAUUUUACCAAACGUCACCAGAGACAACAGCGAUCUGUACAUCUGUUUACCUGAAUGGGAAUCAGUUGUCCAAAAUCAGCAAGGUCUCAAUACCACAAUGGAACUGACUGUGAAUUUUCUUGAUGACAUUGAGUGUAACACAAGCAGCCCUUUAAACAUAAUUUCUGGUGAGGAUGUGGCGAUUUCUUGUAUUGCAAAAGCAUCUCAGCACUUGCAAUAUAAGUGGAUGAGGGGUGACACAACACUGUCUCUCUCAGACACUUUGUCUCUGACUUCCAUGACAUCUAACCUGUCAGGAACAUACAAAUUGACAGCUGUCUUUCAGAACAACCAGCUCCAGAGAGACAGAGAGUUUUCUAUCCAUGUUCUCUCAAAGCAAAGCGAAGGUUCUGUUUCCAGUUUCCAUACUGUCUUUUGUAUGAAAGUCCUGUGACAGCCAAUUAGUGGCAACCACAAGAUGCCAGUUAUCCACAAUUAUGCCAGUUAUCUUCAUUUGAGUGGUGCCAACCUCAUUAUCAUUUGGAUUCAGCCUUUGAAGAUUUUAGAUGACCCCCAACACCUGUGAAGAGAUGACGACAACCCCUGCAAGGACUUCAGAUGACACUAACUUUGAAUAAACAUGAAAAACUAUCUAUAUCUAUAAUUAUCUAAAAUUAUAUUAUAAUCAUUGUCACAAUAUGUAAUCAUUGCCUUAACAUGUUUCUGCUUAACUGAAUAAUGUUAACCAACCAUACAUCUAUUAUCACUUCUAAGAACCAUGCAUUUCUGCCAUAUGGACAUUACAUUGACAGUCAUUUCUGACAUAACAGAUUUCUCUUCAUAGUAAUGGAAACAUGAAUUUUAUGUAAUGCUGCUUUGAAGCUAUAUGUAUUGUUAAAAGUGCUUUUUUGUGUGAUUUUGCUUCAACACCUGUUAACUAUGCAUACAUUUGUUGAUCAUUCCCUUAAAUAAAUAUUCUAGAUAAUUCAUUGCAUCCUA
Messenger RNA from Megalobrama amblycephala (Wuchang bream), 1941 nucleotides. RefSeq names its product nectin-2-like. The transcript has 7 exons. NCBI's taxonomy places the organism in Eukaryota, Metazoa, Chordata, Actinopteri, Cypriniformes, Xenocyprididae. The record is from RefSeq and is a predicted model, not a curated record. Gene Ontology annotation, biological process: inflammatory response; cell-matrix adhesion. Bases 380 to 1396 code for a protein of 338 amino acids.